GUGAUCGAUCGGAAAACAAGGCGAGGCUUAAUCCCACGCACUUUCCCUUCGCUACGGCCACGCAACCCCCAGUGCCGGAGUUCGGAAAUGCCGCCAUAAUCUCUUUCGAUUCUUAGGCCCUUCGCACCAGAGUGUCCUUUCCCACUUUACUUGGCCUGGAGUUACUUGUUGGAUUAUGCGGUCUGCUUAAUUUAAACUGGUAAUCAUACCAUAGCGCUCUCGCUGACCUUCUCUCCGCUUCUUUUUUCUUCCCCUUGGGUUGUUCUCCUCUCUCUUCUUCUUCCCAUUCAUUCUUUCACAUUCGUCCCUAACAAACCCCCCCCCCUCCCCCCUCCUGAAUUUAGAGUCAGCGCUGGACUCGGGAUUAGAGAGAUCAAGGGCCGUUCCCUUUCCUCCCUUAUCGCCAUCCUUCCCUCUUUCUAGCCCUGCUUCACUGGCAGCGGUUUCUCUGCUUGGUCGGACCCUCUGUUUCCGCCAUGGCGCAGCUCGACACCCUGGAUUUGGUCGUCCUGGUGGUGCUCUUGGUUGGUAGCAUUGCCUAUUUUACCAAGGGCUCCCUCUGGGCUGUUGCCAAAGAUCCCUAUGCCUCUUCGGACGCGGCUAUGAACGGGGCUGCCAAGACUGGCAAGUCCAGAGAUAUCAUCGAGAAAAUGGAGGAGACUGGCAAGAAUUGUGUGAUUUUCUACGGCUCCCAAACUGGAACUGCCGAGGACUACGCCUCCAGACUGGCAAAGGAAGGAUCCCAGCGGUUUGGCCUCAAGACCAUGGUCGCUGACCUGGAGGAAUACGACUACGAGAACCUGGACCAGUUCCCCGAGGACAAGAUUGUGUUCUUUGUUCUGGCUACUUAUGGAGAGGGCGAACCCACCGAUAACGCUGUCGAGUUUUAUCAAUUCAUCACCGGGGAAGAUACCGCAUUCCAAGGGGGAGGCUCCGCCGAGGACAAGCCACUUUCCUCUUUCAAGUACGUCACUUUCGGUUUGGGUAACAACACGUAUGAACACUACAAUGAAAUGGUUCGCCAGGUCGACGCCGCUCUCCAGAAGUACGGUGCACAACGGAUUGGCUCUGCUGGUGAGGGUGACGAUGGUGCUGGCACAAUGGAAGAGGACUUUUUGGCUUGGAAGGAACCCAUGUGGGCGGAACUCUCCAAUGCCAUGGGUCUGCAAGAGCGCGAGGCUGUAUACGAACCGGUUUUCAACGUUACGGAGGACGACUCUCUGACCUCUGAAGAUUCGUCGGUUUACCUUGGCGAGCCUACUCAUGGUCACCUUGAAGGCCAGCCCAAAGGUCCUUUCUCUGCGCACAACCCCUUUAUUGCCUCCAUUGUCGAGUCUCGCGAGUUGUUUGCUGUCAAGGACCGCAACUGCUUGCACAUGGAAAUCAGUAUCGCGGGCAGCAACCUUACUUAUCAGACUGGUGAUCACAUUGCGGUUUGGCCCAACAACGCAGGCGCCGAAGUGGAUCGGUUCCUCCAGGUUUUCGGUCUCGAAGACAAGCGCCACUCGGUUAUUAGUAUCAAGGGGAUUGAUGUUACGGCCAAGGUCCCCAUUCCGACCCCUACCACCUACGAUGCUGCGAUUCGCUACUACCUGGAAGUCUGUGCACCUGUGUCCCGUCAGUUCAUCGCAACCCUGGCUGCUUUUGCUCCCGAUGAGGAGAGCAAGGCAGAGAUCGUUCGUCUUGGCGGUGACAAGGACUAUUUCCAUGAGAAGAUCACCAACCAGUGCUUUAACAUCGCCCAGGCUCUCCAGAACAUUACCUCUAAGCCGUUCGCCGGCGUUCCGUUCUCUCUGCUUAUCGAAGGCCUCAACAAGCUCCAACCCCGUUACUACUCGAUCUCUUCUUCUUCACUCGUCCAGAAGGAUAAGAUCAGCAUCACCGCUGUCGUGGAAUCGACUCGCUUGCCUGGUACAACCCAAGUGGUCAAGGGUGUCACCACCAACUACCUCUAUGCACUCAAGCAGAAGCAGAAUGGCGACCCUUCCCCCGAUGCUUUUGGCUUGACUUACGAGAUUUCUGGUCCCCGCAACAAGUAUGAUGGUAUUCACGUCCCUGUCCAUGUCCGACACUCGAACUUCAAGCUCCCCUCCGACCCCUCCCGACCAGUCAUUAUGGUUGGCCCAGGCACUGGUGUUGCUCCUUUCCGUGGUUUCAUCCAGGAACGUGCAGCUUUGGCAGCCAAGGGCGAGAAAGUUGGUCCCACCGUUUUGUUCUUUGGUUGCCGUAAUCGUGAGGAAGACUUCCUCUACCGGGACGAAUGGAAGGUUUUCGAGGACCAACUUGGGGACUCUCUCAAGAUCAUCACUGCCUUCUCCCGUGAGGGUGCCGAGAAGGUCUAUGUCCAGCAUAGGCUCCGUGAACACGCUGAACUGGUUAGUGAGCUUCUGAAGCAGAAGGCAACCUUCUAUGUCUGCGGAGAUGCCGCGAACAUGGCUCGUGAGGUCAACCUCGUGCUUGGCCAGAUCAUUGCUGCCCAGCGUGGUCUUCCUGCCGAGAAGGGCGAGGAGAUGGUGAAGCAUAUGCGGAGCAGCGGCAGCUACCAGGAGGAUGUCUGGUCAUGAUCUCCCGGUGCUUGCUUGUUCCCCCGUUUCAUGCUAUGAAUUGAUUUACUAUUUUCAUUUUCCUUUUAAUUUCUCCUCAUGCCCCCCCGAUUGCUCUUCGCAUAUAUACUCCGGUUUUAUUGAUUUAUCCUGGCGUGGUUCAUGUAUGCCUAGUCUUUUUUUUUUUUUUUCCCCGGUCAGCCGCAACGCGAGUGAUGACCUUCAAAUGGAUGCUAUAGACGGUGAUGAGGAAUGUCGAAAGAAAGAUAUCAAAAAUUCUUAUGAUUGGAAAUUCAAGAAACAUGAAC
This is a messenger RNA of Aspergillus ochraceoroseus IBT 24754, 2851 nucleotides long. RefSeq names its product NADPH--hemoprotein reductase cprA (gene cprA). Gene Ontology annotation, cellular component: cytosol. The transcript has 2 exons. The coding region runs from base 477 to 2564 and encodes 695 amino acids. Gene Ontology annotation, molecular function: FMN binding; flavin adenine dinucleotide binding; NADPH-hemoprotein reductase activity. Lineage: Eukaryota; Fungi; Ascomycota; Eurotiomycetes; Eurotiales; Aspergillaceae. The record is from RefSeq and is a predicted model, not a curated record.